AUGGAAUAUCUACACCAGCUUCGCGAGUUCCAGAAGAGCGAACAAAAAUUUGUUGCCAUUCUAGAAGCCUCAGCACAUAGUGCAGUUACUACCGGUUCUGUAUUACUGGGCAUAACAAGGAAAUUGGAGACAGCUCGCCGGCAUGCCAUGGAAAAUCACGACAAAGAGCUACAAAAGGUCCAGAGGCUCGAAGUGAGACUAGAAAUUAAUCGGGCAUUAGAUCAGCUAGAAGGCUUAGUGGUAGCUUGUAUGUUCGAGCUCACCAAAAUGAAUAGAUCGCAAAUAGGGUAUUCACUAUGGAAACCCCUAUGUCCCCCUCGGCGUACUCUGGAAUGGAAAAAAGUUGUUGAGUACGCCUUUCUCGCAGACUUUGACCUCCUGUGUGAUGCCCACCAGGAUAUAUCUACUCGACCAUGGGCCACACCUGCUGGUCGUUUGGCCAUGGAUCAACAUUUCAAGAUUUGUCGGGCUAGAGAGGAAAUUGAGAGACUGGAUGUUGAAAUUAGGCGUGUAGCCACGUACCUGCAGGAUGAGAAUCAGUACUUGCGUGAUUGCGAAGACCAGGUGAGUGUCCAUGAUCCUAAACUUGCUCAUCAGAUUGCUUUGCAUAGGUGUGAGUGUGGCCGCUUCAAUAAAAUUCACAUUUCCCGCCUCCUUGACAUCUCUCGCCUACAUGGGUUUACAGGGACCAUCUUGCGUGGUCAAAGCACUCAGACCUGGUUAGGGGAGAGCGGUAGCAAGGCCAAGGCCUGUAUUGACAACGUUGGAGUGGGUGCAGGACCUAAUCCUAGCAAAAAUGGCCAAUAUGAUGUGUGUGAGAGUGAGGGAGCGGAGGAACAGGAUCUUGAAGAGCAAAGAGAGCUCAAGGUCAAGGAGGAAGAUAAGGAGGACAAGGAGGAGGCAUUGCAGGCCCUAGAAAACAUUGUUAACAUGUCAGAUGAUGUUUAA
This is a messenger RNA of Serpula lacrymans var. lacrymans S7.9, 948 nucleotides long. RefSeq lists its product as uncharacterized. The record is from RefSeq and is a predicted model, not a curated record. Bases 1 to 948 code for a protein of 315 amino acids. NCBI's taxonomy places the organism in Eukaryota, Fungi, Basidiomycota, Agaricomycetes, Boletales, Serpulaceae. The transcript has 5 exons.